AUGAGGUACUUUCUGCAACUCCUGGGGCUCGCUUCCGCUCUUGGCGUUGGGAGUGCGUUGAAUCCAGCUGUCUCGGCCAGCACUUCCAUCGCUACCUCGCUGGGGUCGUUGAAUUUAACAGCCGGUGCUGCUUGUGCUUGCAACAAGCUUUCUACCUCUUACCCAAAGCAAUACAUUUCUCCCAGCUCACCAAACUACAAUGAGCAGGCAACAAACUACUGGGAUGUUCGAGCUGACUUGAGUCCAGCUUGCAUCUUUAUGCCCAAGACAGCCGACCAAGUUGCUGCUGCUGUUAUGAUUUUUGUUCAAUGUGAUUCUCAAUUUGCUAUCCCGGGUUCAAAUAACAUUGAUGGCGGCGUCCUUUUGGCGUUCAAUGAAAUGACCAGGUACAAAGUCAACAAGGAAACAAUCGAGGUGCAACCGGGAAUGACCUGGUAUGAUGUGUAUUCAGCGCUUGACCCGUAUGGGCGGACGGCCAUCGGUGGUCGUCUGAAGACUAUUGGAGUACCAGGUCUCACUCUCAUCGGCGGAGUAUCAUAUUAUAUCAACAAAUACGGCUUCGCUAUGGAUAACGUCGCUAGUUACGAUAUCGUACUUGGAAAUGGCACUCUGACAACUGCGAGUGCUACUGCAAACCCGGACCUGUUCUGGGCAUUGAAGGGAGGUGCUAGCAACUAUGGAAUCGUGACGAAAUUCACUUUGAGGACAUAUUCUAUGCCGCGAAUCAGCACCACUAUCCAAAUCUUUAAUGAGACCUCCACGUCUGCUUUUAGUCAGGCGAUCUGCGACUGGGCAGUGGGUAAUAGCGAUAGCCCUGUCGCUGCUGGCUCCGUGAUCACGAUGACUUACAAUACGACUACCAAGCAGAUGUCUUCCAGUCUCCUCGGUGUCCAAGCUGGAACGAGUAAUCCGCCCUCUGAGUUCAGGAACUUUACCGCCAUUCCUGGAGUUUCCAAGACUCAUAACGUUACGACCGGGAAGCAAUGGGCAUCUAAUCUGGACACCCCUAAGCAGAUGUUCCGAGUCAUGUUUUCACACCACUCGAUGACACCCGACGCUGAUGUCUUUACAACCAUGAUCGAGACAUGGAAAAAUGCUGUCAAAGAUAUUGCCGAUGUCAAAGGUCUCAACCCAACCUUCGUGGCAAACAUAUCCCCAGCGAGCGCCGCGAGAGUUGCAAAGACCAACGGUAUUGGUAAUGUGUGGGGUCUUGAAGAUGAAGCUUUGAUAUGGUGGCAACUCAGCACCAGUUGGGAACUGCCUCAGGAUGACCUCCGAGUGCAAACUUGGGCUCGUCAUUUGACUGAACACCUUCACGAACUGAACAAACAGAAUGGCCUCGCGAGGGAAUUUGUCUACAUGGGUGACGCAGGUGAGUGGCAGGAGCCUUUCGCCGGAUUCCCGCCCGCCAAUGUCCAGCGAAUGAAAGAAAUCAGAGCAGCCUAUGAUCCCAAGGGAGCAUUUUCGAGGCUCAACUGGGGUGGAUUCAAGCUUGGCUACUGA
This is a messenger RNA of Penicillium concentricum, 1503 nucleotides long. Its product is annotated as FAD-binding oxidoreductase. Lineage: Eukaryota; Fungi; Ascomycota; Eurotiomycetes; Eurotiales; Aspergillaceae. The record is from RefSeq and is a predicted model, not a curated record. The coding region runs from base 1 to 1503 and encodes 500 amino acids. The transcript has 4 exons. Gene Ontology annotation, molecular function: FAD binding.